CGUGUUUCCGCCUGAGCAGAGCAAGCCGCCCAUGACUCGCGGCAAAGCGUUCUGUCGGCACCGAUCGCGUUUCACGGACCACCUUUGGCCGUACAUAGGCCCCUCAUCGCCGUCGUCGUCCAAUCACUUCCAGGUCUUGCAAGGCGCGAAGAUCGACGGGGGUUCAGGGGUUGAUGCCGAGCUGGGACCCGAUCAAAUCCUGAUUGAUGCUGGAGUGUGGGACGAGUUAUCCGACUCGGAGCCGUUGAGAGCUGUCACUGUCCGCCGCCACUUUCAUGCUGUCUGCGCGCUGCACCAGCAGAUAUGGUCGGGUCGGAGUCGUCUCAUCGCUGUAGAUGAAGACAGCAGUCAUAGGGGAAAGAUUGGCACACUGCGGCCGGCAUCCAAUAGCUCCACUUGGAACGGUGGGGAUGAACUUGUCGGCAGCACAGUAGCCCUCCUGUCUGCAGGCUGAGCUCGGUGUCUAAGACGCGUGUAUCAAUUGGAUUAAAACUUGUCUGGCGAGGUCGCCGUAUCUGGUGCUCUCACGCCUUUUUGCCUACACGCGAUGUCGAACGACAACCCAACCACCCUGGUUGCCCCGAGCUUCGAGGCGCAUCGCUACUAAAUCUCCGAGCGGGCCGGGUGAUGCAAACUU
Messenger RNA from Gaeumannomyces tritici R3-111a-1, 637 nucleotides. RefSeq lists its product as hypothetical. The transcript has a single exon. Lineage: Eukaryota; Fungi; Ascomycota; Sordariomycetes; Magnaporthales; Magnaporthaceae. The record is from RefSeq and is a predicted model, not a curated record. Bases 32 to 454 code for a protein of 140 amino acids.